Entelurus aequoreus (snake pipefish) is the source of this 2060-nucleotide messenger RNA. RefSeq lists its product as uncharacterized. NCBI's taxonomy places the organism in Eukaryota, Metazoa, Chordata, Actinopteri, Syngnathiformes, Syngnathidae. The coding region runs from base 1015 to 1887 and encodes 290 amino acids. The record is from RefSeq and is a predicted model, not a curated record. The transcript has 14 exons.
GGACGUUUUUGGAAAGACAUAGACUGUUUUUCGCUGGCUUUGGAUGAGAGCUGUGAUGUACGUGACACCGCCCAGCUGCACUUCUUCUUACGUGGGAUAACUGCAGACUUUCAAAUCACGGAGGAGCUGGCGGCCAUGCAGUCAAUUAAAGAGACAACCACAGGUAAUGACUUGUUCACAUAGGUAAAUGCGUGUUUGGACAUGUUAGGACUGAAAUGGGACAAGCUGGCAGGUGUGACAAUCCAAUCCACUUUAUUUAUAUAGCACAUUUAAGCAACAAAAUGUUUCCAAAGUGCUGCACAACAAUGUUAAAAACAAUAUUCAAAUAUUAUCCUUAGCUCCACCAAUGACUGAAUAAAAAGAAAAAACAAUUACAUAUAAAACCAAUAUAAAAUAAAUAUGAUUAAAAACUAUUUUUAACAACAGAUGGUUGUCCAAAUCUGACGGGGAAAAAUGUUAGAUAAUGCAGGAUAAAGUGACCAUCAAAAGCAAUCUGCUUUUGUAAAAAGUUAAGUUAGGUUAAAUUAAAUUAUUGUUAUUAUUAUUAAUUAUUAUUAUUAUCAUCAUUAUUAUUUAUCUUACGGUAUAUCAAAAAUAAUAUUGAGCAAAAUUUAAUUGAAAUAUUGUCGUGUGGCCCUCCAGCAGUGCUCGGGUUGCUUAUGCGGCCCCCGGUGAAAAUUAAUUGCCCACCCCUGAUCUACAGGUAUGCUUAUCUAAAGUUCCAUUACAUUUAAUACCAAAAGUAUCGCUGAUGGCUUCUUUUCUAUUUUCAGCUCAAUACAUCUGUUUGAUUUUUAUCUGUGAAAACAUUUGCAAAAAAAAAAAUAUUUGAUUGGAAACCAAGUAAAUGGUGGUCUUUGACUAUUGUACUCUAGGAUUGUAAUUCAGUCUGAAUGUACUCACAUGCUUGAAUGCAAUAUUGAAUUCUAACCACAACGUUACUGGUAAAAUGUUUCAUGAUUGUCAUAUUGGUGAUGACCAAGCCAGAACUCAUUCCCUUGAUGUUACAGAGUUAUGGAGGUUCUUCCAAACAAUAUAGUUAGGCUGGAGACCCUGGAUGGAAAGCCCAAGCAUAUGAUGACCCCGUAUGCAUCACUGAAACCUCUGCGCCCGAGGACUCACCCUGGCUGGCCAAAGGAUUCCCCUUCAGCCCCUGUGCUUCCAGGAGAUGCUGAAAUGCUGACUUCAUCAUCGGAGGAGGAAACUGAGGUCCAGUGUCAUUGUUUCAUGGACCAUACAUAUGCUGGCCCCACAUCACCCUGGAAAAAGGAGCUGCACCCCGACCAGAAACAACUGCUCGAGUAUGUUUUGGCCUGCGAUCGUCCAGCUAUGGAACUGAUCGUUAAAGAGGGAGGGGUGUGUUUAACCCGAGAAGAGUUUUGGUCUCUCGGGUUGUCCAGAGACAUGGACUCCACGGGCAAAGAUGUCUUCAUUGCCAACAUGUAUAUUGUACCAAUGUGGAAGCACAAAGACGUCGAUCCAAUGUCAAGCCUUCCAAGGGAUGCACAUCUAAAUGAUGCACUCCUCUUCCCAGCGUGGAGCAAGCACAACGGGCCAGAGCAUUACCUUCUCUGUCCAUGUUCCAGUGGUGUGCUACAGGGGUCCCCAACCACAGAGUCAUGGACCAGUACUGGAGCAUUGCACAGCACAUCGUCCCAGGAAGCUGGAGUGAGCUCACUGGAAAAGACAUGCAGGAGAUCCCACGCCAGACCUCGGGGAAUGACUGUGGUGUUUUCAUGCUCAUGUACUCCCUCUGGCUCUGUACGGACACUACUUUUCACUACAGUGUGCUGGACAUGCAGUCAAUCCGGCGUUGUAACUGCCUGCGAUGAGGUGGCGACUUGUCCAGGGUGUACACUGCCUUCCGCCCGAAUGCAGCUGAGAUAGGCUGCAGCGACCCCCCGCGACCCCAAAAAGGGACAAGCGGCAUGGCCAGAGGUUCUGUUAUUGGACAGACAAGGCGAGCGGCCUAUUGCAGGGCAUUCUUCAGCCAGUGUUUAGGGUAUCCAGAAACUCAGUCCAGGCCAUCGACUGCGUCAUCAAAGAAUAACUGAAUACAG